Messenger RNA from Serendipita indica DSM 11827, 2352 nucleotides. NCBI's taxonomy places the organism in Eukaryota, Fungi, Basidiomycota, Agaricomycetes, Sebacinales, Serendipitaceae. The record is from the annotation of a GenBank genome assembly.
AUGUCGACGCCAGCAGGCGAACCUGUUGUAAGCGGUGUCGACAACACUCACGACGCUCAGCGGCCACCCCAACAGCCCAAUGGUGUCGUUCCAAAUGGUGCAAUGGCCCCGAUGUAUGGAUAUCCUCCACCAGGAGCCAUGUACGCCGUCGGACCCACACCAGAGAUGUAUCAAAAUAACCCGAAUAUGCGUAUGAUGCCGCCCCCGGGUCCUUACCCGUUCCCUGGCCCACAACCUGGACAGCCUGCCCAUCCCAUGCCUCCUGCCGUCUAUGGAUUUCCGCCUAUGAUGCCUCCUCCACCACCUGGAGCCCAGCCAGGUCAGAGUAACGGAGCGUCGCCUUCGAGUCCGACAGCUACGCAGAUGCAGCCUUAUCCUCCAUACGGAAUGUGGUAUCCUGCUCCUCCUCCUCCAGGUAUGGCCAUGGCCCCUCCCCCACCAGGUAGUGUGCAGCCAAAUGGGAUGCCACCCAUGCCAAUGAUGGGACAUUAUCCUCCCAUGUAUCCUCCUCCUCCUCGCCCCCAGGGCGAUGCACCUCCUGAUGGCCAUCAACGUCAGCCAUCUAGCCAGGAUCAACAGCAAAACGGUGCACCGUGGCCAUCUGGGCACAGUGGUCUGCCACCCAAGGAAGUAGCAAGGACUAUUCCUUGUCGAUACUUCCCAGACUGUCGGUUCGGACCCUCGUGCUGGUUUUUGCAUCCUGGAACGGAGCAACCACAGCCGCAAUCACCUCCUGAGCAAUAUGCCAAUGGUGGAUAUGCGGGAGGUCCGCUUCCUCCUCCUGUUCAAUAUGGUCCUGGAGGUGCUUGGGAUCCAUCGGGCGCUACGUCGGUGCCCAACGGCGUCACUCCCGUCUCGCCAGAUGCCAGCAAAAAUCCUCAUGCUGCUCAAAUGAUGGGCAACGUCCCCGGGUACAAUAUCAUGUACGCACCUUACCCCUAUCCAGGCGGUUACCCUGCCGCCAUGUAUCCACCUCCACCACAACAGGGCUCUGGACCAGCGUCUGCAGCACCCCAGAGUCCUCAGCCCACUUCCCAACCCCUGUCACCGCAAAAUGGAUCGCAGCAAUUGCAACAAGGCACGCCAUCGCAAACCCACUCGCCUGCAGUCCCAACUCCUCCUUCUGGUGUGCCAGCGAUGUAUCCACCAAACGGUAUUCCAGGGGGAUGGUACCCUGCGCCUCCUACCGUCUAUCCUCCCCCACAUGCUAUGCAGCCUCAGCAACCACCACAGUUGCAAAUUGCAACUUCGCCAGUAAACAGGCAUGGACAAGCACCCAUUAGCCCUGUCAGCCCCCAUCAAGGACCAAACGGUGUUGCACAAUCCCCUGGUCAUGCCCCACCCGUCAGCCCAACUAGUGGAAACCCCGUCCAAAGCGGCCACUAUCCCAUCUCCCCUCCCUAUAGCGCUGGCCCUGUGCACACCCGCUCUCCUCCCCAGCAACCUCACCCAUUGUCUCCACAGACCCAUCCUACUUCUCCACAAGGCAUGUAUGGUGUGCCGCCCCCUACGCAGCCACCAGUUCCCGUUGUCCCUCCUCACGGCCGUCACAGCCGCCGGGAGAGUAUGAGCUCCAUGUCCGCUAUGCCAAUGGGAGCCGUUUUGGCGAGCCUCGACGGUACCGGUCCGAUGGAAGAUUCGCGUGGCCCGAUGGACAGUGGGUUCAACUCGGCUAGACGAGGUCGAGGUGGGCAUGCGAGUCGCGGUAGCUGGGGUGGAAAUGGAUUCGGAUCAGGACGCAAGCCGCCGUGCGCGUUCUUCCCGCUUGGAAAGUGCAAGAAUGGUGACCAAUGCCGUUUCCCGCACGUAUUGCCAGAUGAGAAUUCGCCUGCCUCUCCUAUCUCACCCCGUGGUGGUUAUUCAGGCUCUUAUGGACGUAUGGCUAAUGGACGGCGACCAACGAUUCUUGGUCCUAUCGAAGACAAGAUGGGGGACAUGACCUUGAAGGAGAACGAGGCAGGCGAAGCGGUCGAAGCUGGCCCUCGCUCAGCUGCUCCUGGUGGCUACCAGAAGCCCUUCAAUUCGUCCCCCAAGCAUCGCGGUGGGCGUCCUUCGAUCUCGACCCCCUCGACGCCAGGACAUAGGCAGACGAAUCAUCUUCAGGCCCAGCAACCCUCGCAGCGAGUCCCGUCCGCAGAUGAUUUCCCAGUCCUGAGUGCUUCGACACCGCCGGUUGCGAACGGACAGAGUUAUGGUAACGCCUGGGGUGGGCCUACAGCAGCACAAGUCCUUAAGGGUGGAAUCUCUGCGAAGAAACCCGCGACGUCUGACAUGAAGGAUCCUAAAACCGACGAGGAGGAUUCUUUCCGCCCAGCUGUGGCCAACCCUGUCACAGUCGAGGGUGCGGCCUAA